Yamadazyma tenuis ATCC 10573 is the source of this 1463-nucleotide messenger RNA. NCBI's taxonomy places the organism in Eukaryota, Fungi, Ascomycota, Pichiomycetes, Serinales, Debaryomycetaceae. The record is from RefSeq and is a predicted model, not a curated record.
AGGAUAUUUUACAAGUUACAACAUGGCACAAAAAAUCAAAGUGACUAACCCCAUUGUGGAAAUGGAUGGUGAUGAGAUGACCAGAAUCAUCUGGCAGUUCAUUAAGGAUAAGUUGAUCUUACCUUAUUUGGACGUGGAUUUGAAGUACUAUGAUUUGGGUAUGGAGUACAGAGAUGAAACCGAUGACAAAGUCACCAUGGACGCUGCCAACGCCAUUUUGAAGUACGGAGUCGGUGUCAAGUGUGCCACCAUUACACCAGAUGAAGCCAGAGUUAAGGAAUUCAACCUUAAGAAGAUGUGGCUCUCUCCCAACGGAACCUUGAGAAAUGUUCUCGGGGGUACCGUUUUCAGAGAACCUAUUGUCAUCGACAACAUUCCAAGAAUUGUACCCAGCUGGGAGAAGCCAAUUAUCAUUGGUAGACAUGCUUAUGGGGACCAGUAUAAGGCCACCGACGUGGUUAUUGACCAACCAGGUGAAUUGUCAUUGGUGUUUAAGCCUGCUGAUGGAAGUGCUCCUCAAGUACACAAAGUGUUUGACUACGAAGGUGCUGGAGUGGCCUUGUCGAUGUACAAUACCGAUAAGUCCAUCACCGACUUUGCUGAGUCUUCUUUCAAGUUUGCCUUGGACCGUAAGUUGAAUUUGUUUUCGUCCACCAAGAACACCAUUUUGAAGAGGUACGACGGUAAAUUCAAAGAUAUCUUUGAAGGGUUGUAUGCAUCCAAAUACCAGGCUGAAUUCGAGAAGAACGGUAUCUGGUAUGAGCAUAGAUUAAUCGAUGACAUGGUGGCACAAAUGUUGAAGUCUAAAGGUGGAUAUGUCAUUGCCAUGAAAAACUACGAUGGUGAUGUGCAAUCUGAUAUCGUGGCCCAGGGAUUUGGUUCUUUGGGUUUGAUGACUUCGGUGUUGAUGACUCCAGAUGGAAAGGCUUUUGAAAGUGAAGCGGCCCACGGAACCGUCACCAGACAUUACAGACAACAUCAACAAGGUAAGGAAACCUCCACCAACUCAAUUGCCUCCAUUUUUGCUUGGACCAGAGGUAUCAUCCAGAGAGGUAAGUUGGAUGACACCCCCGACGUUAGUCAAUUCGGCGAAGCCUUGGAAAAGGCUGUCAUUGAUACAGUUGCGUUGGACAGCGUCAUGACCAAGGAUUUGGCCUUGACUCAGGGAAAGACCGACAGAUCUUCUUAUGUGACCACUGAGGAGUUUAUUGAUGCUGUAAAGGUUAGAUUGGACAAGAACUUGGCCUAGUUAUCUAUUAUUUAUUGAAUGUAUUGCUCUUCUACUAUGCGAUCCAGCAGACCUAUUGUUGUUUCACAGUUGCGUCUCAGGUAUUCAAGUGCUCGAACUUCAGUUAUCCAACCGAAUUAUAAUUUCGUUGACAUUUAACGAGAGACCAGCUUAUCCGUUUCCAACACACCUUUACCUUAAGUUGUCUAUCUUGACCUAUUUUCUAUCACAUCUU